AUGCUUUUACAUAUAUGUGUUAUUCUUAGCUUUUGCUAAGAUUUGCUUAGGUGUUACAGGACCAGUAAUACAAACUUAGAAAAAUUGAACUUAAUAUGUGUGCCUACCAGGAUUUAACCAUUUUAAGCAAGGACUCUUUAUAACGAAUUAUUAUCAGUUCAUUUUGGAUUAGAUAUCGGAGAGGCAUUAGUAAUGGAAAUGUUAUCGGAUGGGCAUUAUCAAUACUAUUAUGAAAGUAGGCUAUUUAAUUAAUACAUUAGUCUUAUUUGUUCCUCUAUUGCUUUAUAGCGAUGCUUAAUAGUUUCAAUAAUAUUUGCUUUAAAUAGAUGCCAAUUUGCAAAUUUCUAUUCUAUAGGAGUCAAUGGUUAUGAUCAUAGGUAUACAAACUCUCCAAGAAGUAAUUCAGACGUGAUUAUUAUGUCUGUCCUGCAGGCUGUAAAAAAAGUUCAGCAGCAGGGUAAUGUGAUUAAUGUAAAGAUAGCUAGCUAUACAUACAUAGAUUCAAAAAAUAUAGAUUGUUCGAUAAGUAAUUGAUAAUAUUAAAUAUUUUUUAGGUUGUAAAGGAUAUAAUAUUUGCUAUUAUCCUACUACUAAUUCUUCAGAAAUUUUUGACACCUGUUCUUAAUUACUGUUUGAAAUUAAUAAGAUUGGAAUAUAUUGUCUAGGUUAUUCUAUCUAAAAAUAUUUUAAAGGUGACUAUUUACCUUGUAUAUAUCCAGAUAGGAGUAAUACUUAUGAUAUUUAUGCUGGCUGUUAGAGUGGGUUGUCACGAAUUUGAUCUAAAAUUUUGCUAAAUUUAUCAAAGAAUAGAAGAUUAUAACUUUAAUCUUAUGAUAAAAUAUUAACCAAACAUGUUUAUUAUGAUUUUGCAGUAAUAUUUUAGAAUAAUCAGAGAACAUGAAUUAAUGUGAUCCAGAUUUUACCAAGAUUAACAUAACAAUGGAAGAUGUAUGUGCAAGAUUUAGUUUAUAUUUUUAGUGGUUAGAGAAUAUAAUAGAGAAUAUUGUAACAUAUUAUGGCAAAGGGAAAUAAUUAUAUAGCUUGUAUAGCAUAGUAUGCAUUACAACCUGAUAGCACAAAUAAUUAUGUGGAGUGUGCUCAAACUUGUGAUAUAUGUUUUGGAUACAGAUCCAAUCUAUUAUAACAGCCUGGUGACUGUAUUACCACUUACACUUAUUACAGUACUGAGAAUAAAAUAGCUCAAACAAAAUGGUAUUGUCAUUUAAGCUGUACUAACAUUUCAUAAUCUAUUUAAUUUGAUAAUAGAAUCAAAAUAAAAUUAAAAGGAUAAUAUCCGCACAUGCUUUACAAAUUUGUUGUGUAAAAAAAUAAUUUUGUAUCUUAUGCGUAGGGAUAUUGCAAUGAAUGCGAACAGCAGGAAUUAUUAUUGUACUGCUUGUAAAAUGGACAAAACAGAAUACUAGUAAUUAAAUAAUGCAAUUGUAAAACAGGAUAAUAUGUCCUGAAAAUUUAGAUUAAAUAUGUAUUCUUAAUUUAUAGAUUCAUAUUUUAGCCUGUGAGAACUCAUGCUUAUACUCAAUGUCCAGAUGAAAACACUUACAACUAAUUAAAUUUGGAAGGCUUUUCCGUGCAAAGUUCGAUAUGGAGAGUAUGCAACUUAAGAUUAUAAAUGUGGAUGUAUUAAUCACUAUUAUUAUUAAGUAUGUUAUCUAAAAGUGUCACACUUGCUUCUAACCAGCUGAUUCCACUUCAAAUUCAUGUUUUCUAACUUGUAUACCUGGAUAGAAUCGUGUUUCUUCUGAGACUUUUACAUACAAAUGUGAAGUUUAUUCUGGUACUGAACCAACUAAUUGUAUAUAUUGUGUGGAAUGCUCAAAUAGAAAAAUAACAACUACAGGAGAAUGCUUGUGUAAAUUAUUAUAUUACGAUUAUGGCACAGAUAAUAUAGAUUGCUAAAGUAAAUUGUAAGGUUUUUUCAUAGGGUGCCAUUAUGCAAGUUUAACAUGUUAAAUACUACUCAAAAAGAUGCAUGCGUGGAAUGUCCUCCAACUAGAAAACCAAGUUCAUCAGGAUAUCAAUUUGAAUGUCUAUGCACUCUUGAUAAUACUUUUGAUGAUGGAUUUUCAGUCCACUUCAAAUUUGAGACCAUACUUGUUUGACAUGUAAUGGUCCUCUUCCAUCAAGUAGACUACAUGUGAUAUAAAUUAUAGGUAAAUUGUGUCGUCAUCCUGCGAUGUCCAAUUAGUCAUUACAAUAUUGGAGAAUUAGAAUAUACAAAUAAUUCUACUAAAUUAUUAAUAGUAUGCCAUUUUUCUUCUUAAUAUUCCUUCAAUUACAUUACGAUAUUUGUAUUUCUUGUUCUUUGGAAGUGAACUUUAGAUUAUUUAAAGGAAAUACUUGCAAGUGUAGGGAAGGAUAUUAUAUAGUGGUUGGAAUUACUUAGUGUAAAGUAACAACUCUAAUUAUUAAUAAUCUUCAAGAAUGCUUAUAUAAAUGUGAAACAUGUUAAACCUAAGCAGAGAAAUGUUUGAGCUGUCCUUUAUACUCAUUAAAUAUACUAGAUAAUGAUUGUUUGUGUCCAGGAGAAUAAUUUGAGAAACAGGAUGAAGAAGUUUUUCAAAGUAAAUUUCAUAAAUAUGAAAGAUGCCAUUUCAAAUGCAAAUCCAGUGAUGGGAAGGAUGAGAAUAAUUGUCUUUUUGGUGACACUCUAAAUAUUAUAUUAAAACAUAGCUUGCAGUGCAUACUAUUAUAAUUGUUAUUACAUUAAAUAAUUAAUAAUAUCAAUUGCGAAAAUAAUUUGUAAAAUGAAUGACAUAAAUACUCGAGUUCCCUUAUACCUCAUGCAAUGACGAUAGAUAUUUUAUUGGCAUUAAGUAAAAAUUUUAUCUUUGUUCUUGCAAAUGCACUACUAAAUGUUAAAGUAGAUAAUCCAGAUAAAUUUUAGAAUGCCAUAAUUCGUGUAAAACUUGUAGAGGAAUUGUAUUGAUGACAAGCAAAGAGUGUAAGUUGGAAAUACAUUUGUAUGCAAUGAUGGAUAUUUCGACGCAGGAAUACUUAUUUGUUAAAAUUAUUCGUAUUUUUUAAUAAAUAGAGUGCAGCUAUAAAUGUAAAUAAUUUUACAAAUAAUCUGAUAGUUUUAGAUAUCUUUCGAAUAAUAGUUUCAGAUUUCAUGUUCUGGUUUCAACAAAUGAAAAUGUAUACAAAAUUAUUAUGAUGAUGGGGUGA
Paramecium octaurelia is the source of this 3186-nucleotide messenger RNA. Lineage: Eukaryota; Ciliophora; Oligohymenophorea; Peniculida; Parameciidae. The record is from the annotation of a GenBank genome assembly.